This is a messenger RNA of Myiozetetes cayanensis, 5986 nucleotides long. It is a transcript of the gene PGM2L1, whose product is annotated as phosphoglucomutase 2 like 1. The coding region runs from base 184 to 2052 and encodes 622 amino acids. Gene Ontology annotation, molecular function: glucose-1,6-bisphosphate synthase activity; intramolecular phosphotransferase activity. The record is from RefSeq and is a predicted model, not a curated record. The transcript has 14 exons. Gene Ontology annotation, biological process: carbohydrate metabolic process. NCBI's taxonomy places the organism in Eukaryota, Metazoa, Chordata, Aves, Passeriformes, Tyrannidae.
GAGGCGGUCGCACCUCUUUAAUCGCGGAUAAAAACCACCCUCGCGAGUACCCUCCUAGCGCUCAUCUCCUACGCUUUCUGCCUCUAUAUUCUCCCCGCCCCGCGCGAUGCGCGUUGCCGCCGCGGGCGUGACGAAGUGAAGAAGAGGUUUUGUUUUUUUUUUUUUUCCUCGUUUUCCUCGACCAUGGGCGACUGCGGAGCCCCCGGGGACGUGAAUUCCAACGUGCUGGUGGCCCGCAGCACCGGGGACGCGCAGCUGGACAAGGCGGUGUGGCAGUGGCUGAGCUGGGACAAGAACCAAAAGACAAAGGAGCAGAUCGAGAGCUUGCUGCAGGAUGGGAAGCACAAGGAGCUGCGGGACCGCCUGUGCUGCCGGCUGAGCUUCGGCACCGCCGGGCUCCGCUCGGCCAUGGGAGCGGGGUUCUGCUACAUCAACGACCUCACGGUGAUCCAGUCAACACAGGGGAUCUACAAGUAUCUUGAGAGGAAUUUUUCAGACUUUAAGCAGAGAGGCUUUGUUGUUGGAUAUGACACACGAGGUCAGGUCACCAGCAACUGCAGCAGUAAGAAGCUUGCCAAGCUCACUGCAGCAGUGCUGCUGGCCAAAGAUGUCCCUGUGUACUUCUUCUCUACCUAUGUCCCCACACCCUUUGUGCCCUACGCCGUGCAGCAGCUCGGGGCUGUGGCUGGAGUGAUGAUCACAGCAUCCCACAACAGGAAGGAGGACAAUGGGUACAAGGUUUACUGGGAAAAUGGAGCACAGAUCACUGCUCCUCAUGACAAGGAAAUCAUAAAAUGUAUAGAAGAGUGUGUUGAACCAUGGAAUGGCUCUUGGAAUGAAAAUCUAGUGGACACCAGUCCCCUUAGGCAGGAUCCUCUGAAGAAAAUCUGUGACUGCUACAUGGAGGACCUGAAAAAGAUCUGUUACCAUAGGGAGCUGAAUGUGCAGACGAGUUUGAAGUUUGUUCACACCUCUUUCCACGGAGUGGGACACGACUACGUGCAGUUGGCUUUCAAAGCCUUUGGCUUCCAGCCCCCCAUCCCAGUACCCGAGCAAAAAGAUCCAGACCCAGACUUCUCCACUGUCAAAUGCCCCAAUCCUGAAGAGGGAGAAUCUGUGCUGGAAUUGUCCCUGAGGCUUGCAGAGAAAGAAAAUGCUAAAGUAGUAGUGGCCACUGAUCCAGAUGCAGAUAGACUGGCAGUGGCAGAACAUCAGGAAAAUGGCUGCUGGAAGGUGUUCACUGGCAACGAGCUGGCGGCGCUGUUCGGGUGGUGGAUGUUUUCCCGCUGGAAGGAGAACUGCCCCCAGGGUGCUGAUGUGAGGGAUGUUUACAUGUUGGCCACCACAGUCUCGUCGAAAAUCCUGAGAGCAAUUGCUCAGAAAGAGGGAUUUCACUUCGAGGAAACACUGCCUGGUUUCAAAUGGAUUGGAAGCAGAGUAAAAAACCUCCUGGAUAAUGGGAAAGAAGUUCUCUUUGCAUUUGAAGAGUCUAUUGGCUUUAUGUGUGGCACAUCAGUGCUGGAUAAAGAUGGUGUAAGUGCUGCUGUGGUCAUUGCUGAAAUGGCAACGUACCUGGAGAGCCAGAACCUCACAUUGGCACAGAAACUCGUUGAGAUAUAUGAAAUGUACGGAUAUCACAUAUCCAAGACUUCCUAUUUCUUGUGCUACGACCCUCCUACGAUCAAAAGGAUAUUUGAGAGGCUUCGGAACUUCGACGGCCCUCAGUCCUAUCCCAAGUGUUGCGGGGUUUACAACGUGUUACAUGUCAGAGAUGUCACCACUGGCUAUGACAGCAGCCAGCUGAACAAGAAAUCGGUGCUGCCGGUGAGCAAAAGCAGCCAGAUGAUCACCUUCACCUUCCAGAACGGUUGUGUUGCCACCCUUCGGACCAGUGGGACGGAGCCCAAGAUCAAAUACUACGCUGAGAUGUGUGCCCUGCCCGAGCAGAGUGACAGGAGCGUGCUGGAAGAAGAACUCCAGAAGCUGAUCGGGGCUCUGAUCGACAACUUCCUCGAGCCGGACAAGAACGGGCUGACCUGGCGCUCGGCUUAGACCUUCCCAGGAGCCUCCAGGGGGAACAAAGGGCCCAAGAACAGGAUCAGUUCCAAAUGUCUGUGUGUGUGUGUCUGUGUGUUAAACAGCUGCAUUUUUGUUCCCUGAAGAAGCAGCGUUCUUUUGUCAGGCUCUUCACCAAAGUCCGGGCUAGAAAAAAAAAAAGGGGGAGAGCAAAUCGGAGAAAAGAGCGGAAUUAAUUGUUAGAAUUUUCCAUCCUUUUGACCAAAAGGUUAAUUAACCCCCAUCAGUGCAAGUGAACUGCCCUGAUAUGUUUAAGGCAGGUGAUCUUAGCCACGGGAUCUUGUCUUAAACUCGCUCCAGGUACUUAAAAUACAUUUUUUCUUUGUGUGAAAAGCUUUGAAAGUCAGGUAGGGAUGAUCGCUCCAGACUGACAAAAAUCCUGCUUCUUUCUCUCAGCUCUGUGUGACCCUCAGAAAAUGGGUCUGUGCUUCCAAAACCGUGGAAGUAGAGCUCAGCAGUUCUUGUUUAGGCCGAUUGUUGACAUUUUUCAGCUGCUUAAUUCUCCUGUUGGUGAAGGUGUUCUUGGUGCAUUUCCUGUGUCUGUCUUUCAAAAAAAAACUUGGCAGUGAAGCAAUGGUGGCAACACCUGCAGUUCUGCUUUGGGGUUGGAAUUGUGUAGUGCCUUUCCAAGGCUUCCAGAGGAGAAGGAAUUGGUCAUUACUUGGUUAAAUUGCCCAUUCUGACUGUCAUAGGCUUUGUAGCUCUUUUUUUGUCCCACCUUCCUCAAGGGUCUUAAGGUUUUUUUUGUUGUAGUUUUUCUGUGCCAGUCAGUGACUCUUUGGGUUCUUCUGACCUGCAUUUAUUUAUAUUGUUUAAAAAAGUGGAGGUGAGACACUGACACAGUUACUGAGUCAUGAUUUUUUUUUGCCAUGUCUUGUCAGCUAAUUUCUAUUUGAGUAGCACUUUUGUAAAUACUAUUAUUCUUUAUCUUUCAGGGCAAAUAUUUGACAGCUUCUCAUUAUCUGUUUUCUGAGUAGAAAGUGAUACACUAAUCACUUUCUAAUCACAUUUCAAAAAAAAAAAUAGGCCAUUGCACAAGUUCUCCUGCAGAGGUUGUGGUAUUUCAGAAGAUCAAAGCCACACUUUGGCACAGGAGAGCUGGUUCUGGGCCUCUCUCCCUGUUAUCACUGACAGAAAAUAAAUAAAAAAAACCAGGUAAAACCCAGCACUGAGUUGUUAAAAGUUGAUGUGAGAAGAACCCAAAAUGCACUUCAGUCCGAGCUGUUGUUUGCCACUCUUGUUAACUCCCCAGAUUUGUCCUCCAUCUGAUUUUUACCCUUCCAGCUGGAUGGCACAGGGUGGGGCUGUGUGUGUUGCCUCUCCAUGGCUUUAAAGAGCCCCUCGGUUUGGGGUUUUUCCUGCACUAUGUCCGUGGAGAAGGUAUUUUGGUGUAUAUGAAUGUACAUGUGCCACAGAAGGUCUGUGUUGCACAAAUCCUGACCUGUCACUAUUUAUUUAUUCCUGUUUGUUUUUGUUUUAAGAGAAAGUAUCUCCAAAUUGUUCUGCCGUUGAGUGAAGUGUAUCUAAUGCCAAAAACCUGCCUUUUUCUUUUUUUGUUUGUUUUUUUAAUUGUACAUUUGAUUGAUGGGGGGGGAAAAGUUAAAUCAGAGUUUGCUUAUGUUGCUGUAUAAUUCUAGGUAGGUCUGGAAGGUGUGAAGGCAUUUCUGAUGCUGCUUUGCCUUCAAUUUUCCCCAAAAAAAAAGGUGCAGAUCUGCACCAAGUUUGAAGGAGCUCUUGCCAUUCCUGCCUUUGGCAGCAGAUUAAACCCUGAAGCAUUGAGGAUUUGUUUUCUCCUGGUGGUGCAAAGUUGACUUGGGACAUAACUCUGAACACAGGCUGUAAAAAGCAUUGUGUGUGUGUGUGUGUGCCGUGUGUUAUUGUAGCAGUUCUGUCUUGUGAGUGAUCUUUGUGCUCCUACAAAGAGCAGGAAUCUGCCACUUCCCAGGGAUCCGCUUUGGCUCGGUAGCCAAGUGUUACAAAUGAGGAAAAUCUGGGUUUCUGAAUAAGCAUAGAAGUUGGUAUAACUGUUCAUAGUCUAAGUAUCUUUCAUUAAACGAAAAAAAACCCAGAUGUGGGUGUUGUGUACCUGGGGUUUUUCCCCGUGGGUGGGUCUGGCAGUGAGUCGUAGCUGUUAGUGAUGCUUUUGGGGUGAACAGCGACAGGCACAACGUGUUGAAUGUACUUCUAAGGGUAGAAUAACUAUUUGCUCUUUUGAAACUGCUGCUACUGUUGUUCUCCUGCUGUUUUGGAACUGUUGGAUAUAUUUAUACUGUUCCAUUUGUGGAACUCCUUUAUCUCCUUCUGAUCUCGCAUCCCUUAUCUCUGUUACUGUGAAGGACUGGAAUUCUCCUGUUUCCCUGCUCUGUAACUUUGUUAUGCACCGUGGUAGGGUUCAUCUGGCUCCUGCACAACCUUCUUUCAGUUGUUCAGCUGGGUUUUUUAUUUUUUUCCUACUUCUAGGAUAAGAACAAAGGCCUUUCUGACCUGAGUAGGGAGCAGGUCACAGAUCAAAAGGACACCCUGGGUGUUGUUCACGAGGUGCUUCCAGGCAAAAUACACCUUUUGAGAGGUUGGACCCUGACUUAAAGCACAGUCACAGGGCCAGUGAGUUGGGUUUAGUGUUUGAUAAAACCCAGAGGGCUUGGUUUUGUCUCUUCCCCUCUGAUGUGACAGGUUGAAUCCCUGUGGCAAAGCUGUUUCCCUGGGUCUGGGACAGGAGCUUUCCAAGUUCAGGGGACUUGCCAGGCAAGGCUCAGUGUCAGUGAGGCACAGCUUGUAGCUGGAUUUCUUAUUCUAGUUGUGAAACAGCACCCAGUCUGUGUGGCUUAAAUAGUUCCAAGGGCUGCCUGUGUCUCUCCUGCAUCUCUAAAGGAGGAUUCCUGGCAGGAUGUGAGGGAAUCACAAACUCUGGCAUGGGAGAGAGGGAGGGAAUGUGUUUAACAGGGAAAGAUGGGCUGGAAACCUCCAGCACCAGGCUGGCUGUGGCCCAGAGUAGCCCCCACCUGGUGUUGGGGUGCUGAGCCAGGUCUGCUUCCCUUGUGUUCCCAGCAGGAUGUGACUCAGAGGAGCCGGGGUUCCCUUGGGAGAACUGGGAUGCGGCCUGAGGAGCUACUGAUGUCCCUCACUUAAAUACCCAGCUCUUCCUUCUAAAAGAGGGGACAUGCACUUGUGCUGUGCACAGGGUAGGAGAAGUGAAACCCUCCAUGUCUGAGGUGGAGGUGAGCUGCCCACGCUCUGCCUGGGGCUCCCUGCCCUGCCCUGCCUGAUCCUGAGCUGUUGCUGUCCCAGAUCGGUGGUUUUACCUGCAUGUUGACAUUCCUGGUGUCGUUCCCUGGUUUAUCUGUGCCCAGCUAGCACUUGGAGUGUCCCCUCUGCCAGGCUCCUGAGGGAUUAGGGAUUUCAGCUCCUGUUAAAAGUGUGUUUGUGUGGAAUUCUGGGAGCGCUGAUGGAGAAGCCACAAGGUGGAGCGAGGCAGAAUGGAAUGUGUGUGCUGCUUUAGGAAGCACUUGGAUGUUCCCUUUAACUUCAAAACUAGUGUUGUUACCACUUUAUUUUGUCUUUCCCCCCACCCUUUGUCCUCUCCUCUCCCUGGCUGAGAGGGGGAUCUCUGCAUGGUGACACCUGGGUGGUUCCAGCCCAGCUUGACUCCCAGAACAUUUGCCACCCUCCCUGCUCAAGAGUAGCUCUGUUCAAGGUGACUGAAGUAUCUGAAGUUGAAUUGUUUCCCUUGCCUGGAAUCUUGGAUCUGUGUUCCUGUUAAGCCAGUGUCUGUUCUGUAAAGCUUGGACAAUAUUACAAAACACAGAGUGAGAAUUUGCACUUUUUUUCUGAAGAGUUUUCUGUGUAUUGCUAUGUGGAUUUAGCUGAAUGAAGUGUUAUAAAUAAUAAAAUAUUCCCUUUGUAGUUGCAA